AUGGGAUCUCAUUUUUCCCAUCAACGUUCCAAGAAGAAAGAAAUAACAGGGCAAAAAUCUCCAGAUAAAACACCAUCGCUCAAUAUAUCUUCAGAAUCGGAUCCAUCAGGCAACAAAGAAUCUGUAAUAUUCAACUAUGUCCUAAAGGAUGCUGCAGAAAUCCCCAGCUUCAUUUGGCACAUGAAAUCUGUAGAAAAACUCAAUCUGUCACAUAACCGACUUUCUAAGAUUCCUCCAGCAGUUGCCAAACUUGAACAAAUAGUGGUGCUGAACUUUUGUGGAAAUUGCAUUGUUCACCUUCCCAGGGAGAUUGGCCUACUGAGAAACCUCAAGGUACUUUUUGUCAAUAUGAAUUACUUGUGUGAAAUGCCAGAAGAAGUAGGCUUAUGCAAGAAGUUGGAGGUUCUCAGCUUGUCUCACAAUUUCAUAUCAGGACUCCCUUCCACCUGCCGUGACCUGUCUAAACUAAGAAAGCUAAAUUUAAGCAACAACUGGGUAGUUAACAUUCCCGCAUGUGUCUUCCAUAUCAAGACAUUGGAUUUUCUACACCUGGGUUCAAAUAAGAUUGAAAGCAUAGCAGAGAGCAUUAAAUAUCUGGAAUGCUUGAAAAUAUUGAUCAUUGACCAUAACAACAUUGCUGUGCUGCCUCGUGCAGUCUGCCUAUUGACUUCUUUGGAGUUGUUAAAUGUGGAUUACAAUAAAAUACAAACACUUCCCAAUGAUCUAUUCUUAUUGACAAACUUGAGAAGAAUUGCCUGGAACCCACUGGACAAAGGACUUCAUGUUAUGAACAAUCCAUUAGUCAAGCCUUUGUCAGAGUAUGUGGAAGGAGAACUUGAUAUGUUGUUCAGUUACCUUAAGGAUAUUAAGAAGAUAAACUAA
Messenger RNA from Hyla sarda, 882 nucleotides. It is a transcript of the gene LRRC30, whose product is annotated as leucine rich repeat containing 30. Lineage: Eukaryota; Metazoa; Chordata; Amphibia; Anura; Hylidae. Gene Ontology annotation, molecular function: protein binding. The coding region runs from base 1 to 882 and encodes 293 amino acids. The transcript has a single exon. The record is from RefSeq and is a predicted model, not a curated record.